CCUCUAGAUCUUUGUAAGGUGUGUUAUAUCAUCGAUGUCGUUUAGCGCCAAAAAAGAAGGCUCAGAUCUAGUAAAUUGCCUUAUAUAACGAGCAGGAAAGACGGACUGUAAUGUUUAAGCCCGCCAAAUACUACGACUAUAUAUAUAUUAAUUAGAGCCUCAUUAUUCACCAAAAUGCCACUCUUCUCCCACCGCCUUUCCCACUCACUUCCAGUCUCCUCCUCCUCUUCUUCUUCUUCACAUUCCUAUUCCUCCAAACCCUUGAAGCCCCUAAAACCCGCCGUUUCCUUUCCAAUCACCGUCUUCCCGGUCAUCUGCCUCGUGUUUGGCCUCGCCGGAACGAUCUUCGCCGUCUCGGUCCUCCGUCGCCCGAUUCCUCUCCCCAUUUUCCGAUGCGGAAACGCCGAAGACACUUUCCGCUCGUUCUACUCGGCUUCCAACUCUCGACAGCUCGGCGAUAAUGGAGGCCUGGUCGAUCGGCCUAAGCUUCUUGGCUUCGUCGGAAUCCAGACCGGCUUCGGCAGCGCCGAUCGCAGAGCCGCUUUGCGCGCCACUUGGUUCUCCUCCGAUCCCGACGGGCUUUUGAGACUGGAACAAGCUACUGGUUUAGCUUUCAGGUUUGUUAUUGGACGGACAAAAGAUGCAAAGAAGAUAGGACAGCUUAGGAAAGAGGUAGAUAAGUACAAAGACUUUAUGCUGAUUGACGCUGAGGAAGAAUAUGCAAAUCUUCCAUACAAAACGUUGGCAUUUUUCAAAGCUGCUUUUGCACUCUUUGAAGCAGACUAUUAUGUCAAAGCUGAUGAUGACAUCUAUUUGCGUCCAGAUAGACUGGCUACUCUUCUAGCUAAGGAGAGAAAGCAUUCACAAACUUAUAUCGGAUGCAUGAAGAAAGGACCAGUGAUAACUGACCCUAAAUUGAAAUGGUACGAGAUAUCAGGACAUCUACUUGGAAAUGAGUACUUUCAGCAUGCUUAUGGUCCUAUAUAUGUUCUGUCUGCUGAGGUGGUGGCAUCAUUGGCAACUGCUAGAAAUAACAGUUUGAGAAUGUUUAGUAAUGAGGACGUCACGAUUGGAUCUUGGAUGCUUGCCAUGAAUGUUCAGCAUGAAGACAAUCGGGCACUAUGCGACCCUCGAUGCACACCAACAUCAAUUGCAGUUUGGGAUAUCCCAAAAUGUUCAGGUUUAUGCAACCCAGCCACUCGCCUGAAAGAACUUCAUGCAAUCGAUAUGUGCUCCAAAAGUCCUACCCUACCUCCUGAUGACAGAUAAGAACUUUUUUGGCCUGCAACAUUACUUACCCUACAAAUGCCAAUAAUUCAGGAAAAUUACCUGCAAAGGAAUUGUUAAUUUUCUCCCUUUUCAUUCCAUUAGGUCAUCAUCAUCAUUCGGGAAAUGUAUUUUUAGUGAUCGUAAUUCCCACGCCAUCACCCUCUCUUAAGUAAUUUUCCGAUAUAUUAUUUAGUUCCAGAGAACGUAUAUAAUACAAGUAAUACAGAUAUACUUGAAGAUUAUCACUGACAGUACUUGCAUGUAGGACCGUUUUGUGUGUCACGACUCACAAAGCAUGUUCUACAUUGGGGCGGUUCUCUUUUUGACCUGCCUAAAUUUGAUAUGUAUAUGUAUCUGUACUGCUAAUUAAGCAAAAAUUUACAAUA
This is a messenger RNA of Morus notabilis, 1655 nucleotides long. Its product is annotated as probable beta-1,3-galactosyltransferase 12. The record is from RefSeq and is a predicted model, not a curated record. Gene Ontology annotation, cellular component: Golgi membrane. The transcript has 7 exons. Lineage: Eukaryota; Viridiplantae; Streptophyta; Magnoliopsida; Rosales; Moraceae. Gene Ontology annotation, molecular function: hexosyltransferase activity. Bases 175 to 1269 code for a protein of 364 amino acids.